AUGGCGAUAGGCACAGCAGCGUUGGGACUCCUCGCUCUCCUGCUCGGCUGCUCCGGCAAUUCUGCCGAAGCUCAAAACUCGUCGAAGUGCGUCCUGUCUGGCAACUGGACGAACGACCUGGCCUCCACCGUGCUGUUCGGCAGCGUCAGUAACACCGGGGUCUUCAGCGGCGUCUACCAAACGGCCGUCUCGUCCUCCGGCGAAACCAUCCCGCCAUCCCCGCUGCAGGGCAUCCAGCACCAGAGGGACAACGCCACCUUCGGCUUCACCGUCUACUGGAACGCCUCUAAGUCCGUCACCGUCUUUGCCGGCCAGUGCUUCGUGGUUGAGGGCGGGAAGGAGCUGCUGAAGACCGUCUGGUUGCUGCGCGCGGAGGCGGCCUCCAGGGAAGACGACUGGGGAGCAACGAAGGUUGGCACGAACACUUUCUACCGCACCAAGUGA
Molecule: messenger RNA, 444 nt
Organism: Thamnophis elegans (Western terrestrial garter snake)
Lineage: Eukaryota; Metazoa; Chordata; Lepidosauria; Squamata; Natricidae
Product: avidin-like
Exons: 4
Coding region: 1-444 (147 amino acids)
Molecular function (GO): biotin binding
Source: RefSeq, a predicted model, not a curated record